Molecule: messenger RNA, 1685 nt
Organism: Corylus avellana
Lineage: Eukaryota; Viridiplantae; Streptophyta; Magnoliopsida; Fagales; Betulaceae
Source: RefSeq, a predicted model, not a curated record
AUGGAAAGCUGCCUAGCCAAUGUGUGCUUCAAAACCUAUGGUUAUAUGAGCAUGGCUCAGGCUGUCUCCUUCCUCAGUGACUUCAAGCUAGGACAUUACAUGAAGAUUCCUCCAAGAUCAAUGUUUUUAGUUCAGAUCAUAGGAACAAUUCUGGCUGCAACCGUCAACCUCGCAGUGGCAGUGUGGUUGCUCGACUCUAUUAAGAACAUAUGCCAGGAUGAUCUCCUUCUCCCGGACAGUCCCUGGACAUGUCCCGGGGACCGGGUCUUCUUUGAUGCAUCUGUAAUUUGGGGUCUGGUAGGACCGAAACGGAUAUUUGGAACUCUGGGAAACUAUGCAGCGAUGAAUUGGUUCUUCCUUGGAGGUGCAGUAGGGCCAGUUAUUGUUUGGCUGCUUCAUAAGACAUUCCCUGGGCAAUCAUGGAUUCCCUUGAUUAACCUUCCAGUCCUCCUCGGAGCAACAGGAAUGAUGCCACCGGCAACACCCUUGAACUACAAUGCCUGGAUUAUAGUUGGAACAUUUUUCAAUUUCUACAUCUUCCGCUACCGAAAGCAAUGGUGGCAGAGGUACAAUUAUGUUCUUUCAGCAGCACUGGAUGCUGGGGUGGCUUUCAUGGGUGUGCUAUUGUACUUUUCACUGGGCUUGGAAAACAAAAAUGUGUCCUGGUGGGGUACUGGCGGUGAACAUUGUCCAUUAGCAACAUGUCCAACAGCCAAGGGCAUAGUGGUUGAUGGUUGUCCAGUGACCUAAUAUCUGUAUGCUUCUGUUAUAGAUCAUUUCCCUCUAAUGUUGCACAACAUAUUAGUAGCAAUUACAAUGAUACUACACACAAAGUGGAGGGAAUUUCAUGCUUUGUAGGGAUUUAUUUUUUUAUUUUUAUUUUUUUGAAAGAAUUGUAUGUGUCUAUAUUAUAAAUGGAUCAUUGACCAGGCAAUUGCUCUGUCAAUACAGUGUCUCAAAUGCAAGGGGGACCCUCUUCCAACCAUACAAUAUCAUUGGCUUGUGUAAGAGCCAAUUUUGCUAAUCUAUGAGCCAUCUUAUUCGCCUCACGAUUCACAUGCUCGACUUUCCACUUAGGGAUUGCAUUAAGACCAAGUCUAACAUCAUCAAUCAAAUGGCCUAAAAGGCUAUGAUUUUGGCCCCCAUCUUGAAUGGCAUCUGUUAUUUGCUUAGCAUCCCCUUCCACAAUCAGUUGUUGCACUCUUUGUUCCUGGCCAGAAAUGACACCAAAGUAGACAGCCAGUACCUCUGCAGCUCACUACAAAAAUUAUGGUCAUUAGCGGCGACUCCAAGUUGCCGCUAAUGAGGAAAAACUUGCCGCUAUUCACAAAUACCGGCGACUAGCGGCCGCUAUUUGGUGGUUGGUAGGAAGUGGACGGUGAAGCUAAAUAGCGGCGACUUUCAACGUUGCCGCUAUUUGUAUGUUAUUAGCGGCGACUUAGAGUUGCCGCUAAUACAUUUUUUUUUUGCCGGAAAAAAUGGUUCAAAAUGGUUCUAAGGUUGCCGCUAUUGUAUAUCAUUAGCGGCAACCUUAAAGUUGCCGCUAUUUGUAUGUCAUUAGCGGCGACGUAAACUUGCCGCUAAUGAUAUAAGAAAAUUAAAAAAAUUAAAAUAAAAAAAGUCAAUAGCGGCAACUUGGAGUUGCCGCUAUUGCUCUAUCAUUAGCGGCAACCCAUAGUUGCCGC